Messenger RNA from Angiostrongylus costaricensis, 381 nucleotides. NCBI's taxonomy places the organism in Eukaryota, Metazoa, Nematoda, Chromadorea, Rhabditida, Metastrongylidae. The record is from the annotation of a GenBank genome assembly.
AAUGAAUAUGCCAAACUUUUAGAUGUGAAAAGAGGCGUGUUCUUAAAUUUACUUGAUAAUUUAUACUUGGACGGCCCGACCUCACUGUUUAUGGAUCGCUUAUUUUCUUACGAAUUCUCUGAUCCUCAACUACGCAUCGCUAUCGAGUUUCUUAAGUCGGUUUUCAAUCGAGCAGAUGUCGCUUAUCACCUUGAAGAGAACAACAUUUCAAAGCCGGUGUUUCUAGCAAUCAUAGCAGUCCAUGCUAACUUUUGGAAUAAAGGAAUUGGUAGCGCUCUUUUGGACAAGUGGUUAGUUUCACUUUUUUACCUUUUCGCCACGUAUUGUUUAUUUCACGUAGCUCAUGCUAGGUUCUCGAAUAGCAUCAUAAUUUUCUUCUAG